Molecule: messenger RNA, 911 nt
Organism: Bufo gargarizans (Asiatic toad)
Lineage: Eukaryota; Metazoa; Chordata; Amphibia; Anura; Bufonidae
Gene: RPS3A
Product: ribosomal protein S3A
Exons: 6
Coding region: 69-863 (264 amino acids)
Biological process (GO): translation
Cellular component (GO): ribosome; cytosol
Molecular function (GO): structural constituent of ribosome
Source: RefSeq, a predicted model, not a curated record
UCUCUUCUCUCGCUGUGAAAUCUCGCGUGUGCGGCCUGCGCUUCCUCUUUCUCUCCCAGCUCGACAAGAUGGCAGUCGGCAAGAACAAGCGGCUGACCAAGGGCGGCAAAAAGGGUGCCAAGAAGAAGAUCGUGGACCCUUUCUCCAAGAAGGACUGGUACGAUGUCAAGGCGCCGGCCAUGUUCAAUAUCCGCAAUCUGGGGAAGACAUUGGUAACCAGGACCCAGGGAACCAAAAUUGCCUCUGAUGGACUGAAGGGCCGUGUGUUUGAGGUGAGCCUGGCUGACCUGCAGAACGAUGAAGUGGCCUUCCGUAAAUUCAAGCUGAUUACAGAAGAUGUACAGGGCAAGAACUGCCUCACCAACUUCCAUGGCAUGGAUCUGACUCGUGACAAGAUGUGCUCAAUGGUCAAGAAAUGGCAGACCAUGAUUGAAGCACAUGUUGAUGUGAAGACUACAGAUGGCUACCUUCUCCGCCUGUUCUGUGUUGGGUUCACAAAGAAGCGCACCAAUCAGAUCAGAAAGACUUCCUAUGCCCAGCAUCAACAAGUACGUCAGAUCCGUAAGAAGAUGAUGGAAAUCAUGACCCGUGAAGUGCAAACAAAUGACCUGAAGGAAGUUGUCAACAAACUGAUCCCAGACAGCAUAGGCAAAGAUAUAGAAAAGGCCUGCCAGUCUAUCUAUCCUCUCCAUGAUGUCUAUGUUCGCAAAGUAAAGAUGCUGAAGAAGCCAAAAUUUGAGCUGGGUAAACUUAUGGAGCUCCACGGUGAGGGCGGUGGCACUGGAAAGCCUUCUGGGGAUGACACAGGAGCCAAAGUUGAACGGGCUGAUGGAUAUGAGCCUCCUGUGCAGGAGUCUGUCUGAGAUGCUCGAUCUGAAGUAGUCUGGAAAAAAUAAAACUAUUCUAUAUAA